Molecule: messenger RNA, 877 nt
Organism: Echinops telfairi (small Madagascar hedgehog)
Lineage: Eukaryota; Metazoa; Chordata; Mammalia; Afrosoricida; Tenrecidae
Gene: TNFSF14
Product: TNF superfamily member 14
Exons: 4
Coding region: 1-726 (241 amino acids)
Biological process (GO): immune response
Cellular component (GO): membrane
Molecular function (GO): tumor necrosis factor receptor binding
Source: RefSeq, a predicted model, not a curated record
AUGGAAGACCCAGUGGUGCGGCCUUCGGUGUUCGUGGUAGAUGGACAGACUGGCAUCCCAUUCACCAGGCUGGGGCGCGGCCAUCAGAGCCGAGCCUGCAGUGCUGGUCAGCUGGGCCUGGGCCUUCUGUUGCUGCUUCUGUGCAUAGGGCUGGCCUUGCAGGGCUGGUUCCUGCUGCACCUGCACUGGCGGCUGGACAGGGUGGAUGUGCUCCUACCGACCGGAGACGCUGGCUCCUGGGAGCAGCUGAUUCGAGAACGGCGUUCCCACCAGACCAACCCAGCCGCACACCUCACAGGGGCCAAUGCCAGUUGGACAGCCACUGGGGGUCCACUGCUGUGGGAGACACAGCUGGGCCUGGCCUUCCUGAGGGGCCUGGACUAUCGCGAUGGGGCCCUGGUGAUGUCCCAGCCUGGCUACUAUUACAUCUAUUCCAAGGUGCAGCUGGGGGGCCUGGACUGCCCUCAUGGAAAGGCCAGAAACUUGCCAGUCACUCACAGCCUCUACAAACGCACGCCCCGCUACCCUGAGGAACUGGAGCUCCUGGUCAGCCGGCAGUCCCUCUGCAGGCAGGCAGCCAGCCCCCGGAUCUGGUGGGACAGCAGCUUCCUGGGUGGUGUGGUGCACCUGGAAGCUGGGGAGGAGGUGGUGGUUCGUGUGACCGAACAUCACCUGGUCCGCCUUCGAGACGGGACACGGUCCUACUUUGGGGCGUUCAUGGUGUGAUGCCAGCGGUCGUAGAGGGUGCUUCCGGGGGACACCGACAGACCUUGGGGGAAAUCUGGGGGACUCCCAAACUCAGCAGGUACCACCAAGGACCAAGCACAGAGCCGCUUGCAAGACUGAAGGAUCAGAAGGCGCCUGCAGAGGUCCAGCC